Messenger RNA from Echinostoma caproni, 2190 nucleotides. Lineage: Eukaryota; Metazoa; Platyhelminthes; Trematoda; Plagiorchiida; Echinostomatidae. The record is from the annotation of a GenBank genome assembly.
AUGACCCACCACACACAUACAGUUAACGUGAGCACUGAUUUGUGUGAUGCCGAUGCGACAAAAAAUACUGCGUCAAGUCCGGAACAUGCAACGGAGCACACAGAUGAAAGCACAGAUGUUCAGUCAGCGGAUAUUUCAACCGGUAGCAUAGGACAACGGCGUCGCACUCUGCCCCACCGUACAGCGCGUUAUGGGAACAACACCGGCAAUAGUGCCACAAUCAGUGCCAGUAGUAGCACAUCCGAUCUGGUUCAGGAUACUGGGGAGUCAGAACCAUCAGUUCUUGACUCAGCCACAAAUGUAGAUACACGAGAGGACUCUAGGGAGACGGAAGAAGCGAAACAAUCGACACUCGUCACCAAAGCUAAAACCAGCGUGAUUGCAGAUAAAGGCCAGAUUUCGGACAACAUUGUUGGCGAUGGUGUUCACGUCACAACUCGAAACAAGAUGAGUCCGUGUGAAUCUUCCGCGAAGCGGGUAAAGGAUAAAUCAAAUUCUGUGAAGGAACCGGUACUGUUAUCAUCCAUUUCAAGUCCCGUUCCGUCACCGGAUCUGGCGACCAAGCGAGAUGCGCAAGCGAACGAGAAGACAAAUUUAAACACCCCAAUCCCCGGUAUGGCUUGUGGUUUCAUACAGCUCAUUCUUUUGUCAUCCUACCCACAGNUACCCACAGCCGAUACUUCACUGAUCACACAGGGCUCAGAUCCCGUGACCACAUCCACUUCAUGUUGUUCGCAUGUGGAGGUGAAUGGAACUACAGCUGCGAGUAAUUGUCCGCCUACGCUGCCUUCGGAACCCCCUAAGCUGGACUUGACUCCGGAGUCAGACACUGUAAUUCCCAUGUCCAAUAUGCCGGAUGAAAAGAAAACUGCACAGUUCAGCUCAGUCACAACCACUUCCUGUCCCGGGAUCCCCGUAUUCUCUCAGGGUAACCUACCUCUUGUUCUCCCACGUCGUCCACUUUCUCUUCGCGGACUAGGACUGCCUUGUUCGUCGAAAAAUAACACAGUUCUGGGUCCAACCGCUGCGGAUUAUCUCACCGGAUCCCAUUCACCAAAGGUACCGGGCGAACGUGGUUCAAGCCAGCCACCACUGGCUACAAUGCAUGAUCUGCUGGAGUGGCAGUGGGACCAAGCUGGAGCACUGUUAGUUCAACAGGCUGAAGGCACAGAUGCCUCUGAGUCUGGACAGACUGGUGGCCACGGGAUUAGCUCAAUUCCGGUGGCUACUUCAGGCACUCCUCAGGUCUCCCCAAGCUUGACCGGAUUGGAGACAAGACUUUCCGUACAGCCUACACAACCGCUGUCGCAGCAACAAUCAUCCACAGUUUCACAUCACGGACUGCCUACCAGUGUGACGGACGCCAUCGAUUCCCAUUCUUACGGACAUUCCAGUGUAUCUGGAGGCCAUGUGCUUACAUCGGCUACGACCACACCACCUGUUUUACCGCCACCAGCGCUCAGUCCGAACAAGCCCUAUCCUAAACACUCAUCGUCUACGAGUUCGUAUAACUACCACCACCACCAUCAUCAUCAUCAUCACCAGCAGCAACCGCAAUCAAAUCCACAGCCAUUGAUUAAACAGCUUCCUUUACAACCGUUUGCAUCGGAAUCUCAUUUGACCAUGGCGAACGCACGUGGUUCUAUCUCAAGUUCCACAACCAGCCUAGCAAUGCGCUCUCAACAACCUAUCUCAGGCCCAGCAAAUCCCACAGGUUGGCGCCCUAUUGCCCCAGCUCCGGAAAUCGAUCAGCCAUCACAACCACGAUUUAGUUCACAACCUAUUGCAGAGAUAAACACUUCCGGUACUUGGUCAGGACGUCCAAUUCAACCAAGUCAAGAAGGGGUGCUAACAACUGCCAGUUCCAGCAGCACUAUGGUUCGUUACAGUUCCACUUCCGUGCCUCCAGCCACACCGUCCUCGCAAGCGGUAAAACCCGUUGAUGCUGUUGCGGGUUCUGGCAAACGUUCGCACUGCACCCAUACACCUCGAACUCAAAAGCACGGUUCUCCUCGGCGUUGGCUUUUAUUUCAACUCACUGCUCCUCCAUUAGACCCGAAUGUGGCAAUUGCCGGUAAUACUGGUGGGGAUCCCAUUUUGCCACGACCAAGCGUCGAAGUGACUGACUUGGUAAGUGCGACUACCACAGUCGUGAUCGGUACUUUUAACCGGUCUCAAAUACCCAUUUGA